CAGAAAACCACACCCUGCCCUCGCAGAGCAGAAGAAGAGGGGGGGAAAAAAAAAAAAAAAUCCUUCUGACUGAUCCGGAAAGAAGCAAAGCCACGCCAGCGGCACCCGGACACUGCCGCGGCUGAGAGCGGGCUCAAUUCCGGCACAGCCGCGCCCGGGUGGGCCUGGGCUCCGUCCCGGGGACGGAGGCUCCGCUCUCCCCACCCCGGGAUCGCCCCGGUCCCGGCCCCGGCCCGGUUCCUUUCCCCCGCGGCCCGCACCGAGCCUGCGCGGCCUGUGCGCCAUGGCGGGGCCUGAGGGGCCCCCGACGCUGCCCGAGCCCCUGCGGCGGCGGCUCGUCUCCUUCAGCAGCUCCGUGUUCAGCGACAGCCACCGCGCCGCGUUCGGCGACGUCCCCCGCGGCCCUCCGGGCUUCCCGGGCUACCGCGCAGAUUGUGAAAUCCUUUCCAGUUUGCCACUGCAGAUGUCCCUCUACUUCAAUGUUUAUUUCUUCCCGUUUUGGUGGCUCAUCACAGUUGCCAUCCUCUACUUGAAGUAUCCAGUCUUAACAGAUUAUUACAAGUUCAUCCUGGUCACCGUCAUGAUCCUGGUCUCCCUGACAGAGCUCAUUCGACUCUACCUGGGAUAUGUUGGCAAUCUCCUGGAGAAAGUGCCUGAGCUGGCUGGGUUUUGGCUCCUGACUCUCCUCCCGCAGUUGCCUAUAAUUCUCUUCUUGCUAUUUAAUGAAGGUCUGAAAAUCCACUCUCUGGAGCGAGCGGUGCACAUCAUCUUUGCCGCCUUCCUCUCCUUCCAAGUGGUCGCAGCCUUUUUCACCCUGAGAAGGAUGGUGAACACUCUGGCCACUCGCUUCCGCCUGGCAGAAUUCCACCGCCUGGAGGAGCAGAGCCCCGUGCCUGGCGUUUGCAGCCUGGCCACAGGGAGCAGCUCCCGAGGCUGGUAG
This is a messenger RNA of Cinclus cinclus, 940 nucleotides long. RefSeq names its product transmembrane protein 17 (gene TMEM17). The transcript has 4 exons. The record is from RefSeq and is a predicted model, not a curated record. Lineage: Eukaryota; Metazoa; Chordata; Aves; Passeriformes; Cinclidae. Gene Ontology annotation, biological process: non-motile cilium assembly. Gene Ontology annotation, cellular component: ciliary transition zone. Bases 284 to 940 code for a protein of 218 amino acids.